Molecule: messenger RNA, 1825 nt
Organism: Linum trigynum
Lineage: Eukaryota; Viridiplantae; Streptophyta; Magnoliopsida; Malpighiales; Linaceae
Source: the annotation of a GenBank genome assembly
AUACACAAGAAAAGCUAAAUCCAGAAAGAAAUAGAUAUGAUCUUCAGGUGAAAUCCCCGCCGUCCAUCUGUUGCCGUUUAGAUUUUUACCCCACUACCCCCCACAGAUCGCACUAGAAAAGGCCAAAUUUGUAUGUUCCUGCCAAACCCACAGCUCCCUCCGUCCCUCUAACUUCCUGGUCUAUUCAAAAUCGCAGAGCCAGGAGGAAUCGCAUCUUGUCAGACACACACCGACAGCGGCCAGAAAAGCAAAAAUGGCGCAGCAGCCUCAGCCCGACCCGGAACCCUUGCUUUCUCUUUCGGCACAACUCCUCGGCUUCCGCGAUUUCUCCGGCGCCCGGAAAUACGCUCUUUUGGCCCAAAACGCCGACCCUAGCCGGACAGAGCCACCUCAAAUCAUCGCCAUUGUCGACAUUCUCCUCGCCGCCCAGAACCGCCUACCCACCACCGGCCUACCCGAUUGGGCCUCCGUACUCCAGCUCGACGACUCAAUGGCCAGCGACCGAGCAUGCAUGAGAAGCCAGUUCACCAAGCUCUUGGCCCUCGUUCACCCUUCCAAGAACAGCUUCCCCUUCUGCCAAGAAGCCUUCGAUCACGUCUUCACCGCUUGGUCGGCCAUGGCGGCGGAGGACAAAGGGAAAUCUCGAGAGGAACCCAGAGCGAAUCCGGGCGAAGAAGAAGAAAAAGGAGAGGGUGGGAAAUCGAAGGGGGGUUCGGGCACAUUUUGGACGGUUUGCCCUUACUGCUUUUAUGCGUACGAGUAUGAGAGCGCGUAUGAGGAUUGCUGCCUCAGGUGUCAGAAUUGCCGGAAAGGGUUUCAUGGGUUAGCGGUUGGGUCGCCUCCGCCGGUGGCUGAAGGAAACCGGGAGGAGUAUUAUUGUGGGUAUGGGUAUUUUCCUCUUAAGUACUAUUUGCGUGAGCAGAGCGGCGGAGGCGAAGGUAGAGGAGGCGAUGGCGGUGGUGGCAGUAAAGGUGGAGUGAAGGGGUUUCCGGCGGAGGAGAAUGUGAUGGAAAUUUCUGAUGAUAGUUCGUCGAAGGAGAAUGGCGGUGAGGAGAAAGAGAGUGAGAGGAAGAAACAUUGUGGAAGUGAAGGAGGAGGUGGGGCUUCUGCAAAUAAUGGGCAGGGUAGCAGUGACCCGGCGGUGAGAAAUGGAAGAAAGAAGGGAACUUAUCGGAAGUCCAUUCUAAAAAGACCGAGGAAGAUGAUGGGAACAGGGCAGGGCAGCAAGUUGAGGGUGGAAACUCAGGAUUCAGAUGCUAAAUUAGGAAACACUGCUGCCACAACUGUUGAAGGAAUGAUCUUUGGAGAAAGUGUGGGGGCGAAUGAGACUGAUAAUGGAGGUUAUAGUGAUGGUGAUUUGGAGUUCUUCUUGGGGGAGGAUGAGGUGUAUGUUUCUAUGAAGAAUAUGGGUUGAUCCUGGGCGAAAUGAGGGGAAAGGAAAUUCUGUGGCGGCAUAGGCUUGUUCAUAUUUUGGGUAGAUAUGGUUUUGAGCUGACUGUGGUAGGAUGAAAAGCGGUCAGCCAUUGGCUGGAAUUUUGGGGUUUUGUUUCCCUGAGCAUGGCAAGAAAAUAGUUUGUUCAUGUUCAUCUUUUGAUCUCAGUUCUCACAUGUUAACCAGGGUAGGAAAACAAAGAAGAAGUGUACUUUUCAAAUGUCCAUGUUAAUCUUUCAACUUUCGCAGUUUAGUACCCUUUGGCUUUAUGAAGCCAUUGGAUGAUUGUUGUUUCCGGUUUCGGAUUUUCAACAGUCCAUAGUUGUUCAGUUUCUGAUCUCAAACAAUCUGUGGCGUGGUCUAGUAACAUUGGAAUGAAGCUGUCCAUCUCAC